Antechinus flavipes (yellow-footed antechinus) is the source of this 1145-nucleotide messenger RNA. RefSeq names its product serine palmitoyltransferase small subunit A (gene SPTSSA). Gene Ontology annotation, molecular function: serine C-palmitoyltransferase activity. The transcript is spliced from 2 exons. Lineage: Eukaryota; Metazoa; Chordata; Mammalia; Dasyuromorphia; Dasyuridae. Gene Ontology annotation, biological process: ceramide biosynthetic process. The record is from RefSeq and is a predicted model, not a curated record. The coding region runs from base 283 to 498 and encodes 71 amino acids. Gene Ontology annotation, cellular component: serine palmitoyltransferase complex.
CAGGUCAAAUGCUGCGAGAAAGAAUCUCGGACGCAGGUAAUUCAAUGGUUUAAGCUUCAGCAGCCCGCGCAGGAAUGAGCCGUGCAAUUCAACCACCUCAAGCCAUUUGGCCAAUCCAGAACCCCGGGGAACGCGAAGUCGGCGUCAACUCGCGCGUGAAGCACAGCGUGCGGGAUGACGUACGUUUUGUCCCGCUGAAUGGGCUGAGGACUGCCUUAGCUGGAAGUGGGUGUAGACCGCGAAGGAGGCUCCCGGAAGACUCCUUUCUUGGUAGAAGUUCUAAUGGCUGGCAUGACGCUCGGAAGGGCUUGGCAACAGAUGUCUUGGUUCUAUUACCAGUAUCUGCUCGUUACCGCUCUCUACAUGCUGGAACCCUGGGAGAGAACUGUCUUCAAUUCCAUGUUGAUUUCCAUUGUUGGAAUGGCAUUAUACACUGGAUACAUCUUCAUGCCUCAACAUAUCUUGGCAAUAUUACAUUACUUUGAAAUUGUACAGUGAAUACAGUGUGUUCAAGAAGCAACGGACCAGAGAUUCAUUGCAAGGAAGAAACAACCUCCCUUGGUUAAAAUGAGACUUCAGCAGAUUCCAGACAUAUUAUUAAUAUAAAGACUAAAUUUCAUAUUACUAGGACAAAGAAGUGAUCCUGAUUAACGUGUUGUAUUAAUUAAUUAUUCAAGUAUUCCCUUCCUACAAUAGUUUUGUCUACUUUGACAUUGUGGUUCUUUGUACUCUAAAUAUCAGUAUUUUCUUAACUUUUGAAACUGUUUGACUAUUGUUCUGUGAAAGCUUUUCUUAAUGUAACAUUGAGUAAAUUUUAAUUGCUUUCUAUUUUUUAAUCUGAAAUCAUGAGUUAGGCCUCUUGCUUCGGCAGUUGUCUGGCACAAAAAUCUAUCUGAAUAUAUUUAUAAGUCCAAAAUUUUGUAAAAGUAACAACAAGAUAAAAUGAGAAUAUUUUAAUUAAGAAACUUCUUUGUAAGUUUGUGUUCAUGAGUAGUUUCAGCUGUCUAGAUUGUGUUUAAUAAAAAACUUUUAUUUUGCUUUAGUGCUUUUAAAAAAUUUUUUUUCUCCCUUAACAGUAGAAGAGCAAAGAUCCCUUCUAGAGUUAAUAAAAGAAUACCUGAUUUAAUAAAAGCUUGGAAAAGUAA